Molecule: messenger RNA, 225 nt
Organism: Lindgomyces ingoldianus
Lineage: Eukaryota; Fungi; Ascomycota; Dothideomycetes; Pleosporales; Lindgomycetaceae
Exons: 1
Coding region: 1-225 (74 amino acids)
Source: RefSeq, a predicted model, not a curated record
AUGCCUCUCUACCAAUCUACUUCGUCAAACCCCCGCCAACGCCUCUCCCUCUUCACUAACUCGACCCUUGGCCACGACGUCGGUGCCGCCUUCAAAGCAUCCGGCAUCACGACUCGCUCAGUUCGAGAGGUUGGCGAGACACCCGCUCCACCGCCAUCGCCCGUUGACUUCUCCUUCCCCAGCACGCCAGAGGAGCAAAGCCCCAAUGGAAGCAAAUCGAAUUGA